This is a messenger RNA of Macrosiphum euphorbiae (potato aphid), 426 nucleotides long. NCBI's taxonomy places the organism in Eukaryota, Metazoa, Arthropoda, Insecta, Hemiptera, Aphididae. The record is from the annotation of a GenBank genome assembly.
AUGACCGGAAUCAUCAAAAUAGUGCAGCACAACGUCAACAAACAGAAAAUAGCUAGCCUCCAGCUCAGGCAUCACUGCAAUGAGACAAAGGCGGACCUGGUACUCAUCCAGGAACCAGUAGAGAGCAACGGUAUGGAGUACGCCUUUGAAGAAUGCAGACAAGCUGCCGGCGGGGCAAACCCCGGUGCGAUAAUCGUAAUUUUGAACCCGGAGCUACGGGUCAUCGAAUUAACAGACCUCUCAUCACAGUACGUAGUUGCAAUAAAAAUCUGCAGAGGAGGCCAGGCAGAUGACAUUACAGUGGUGUCGGCAUAUUUUAAAUACAACAUGCCGACCCACAGCUUCAUAGAGAAACUCAGACCAAUCCUAGACCGGGAACCGCGCACAGUAAUCGGUGCAGAUGUGAAUGGUCACUCCCGGUUAUGA